This is a messenger RNA of Leptosomus discolor (cuckoo roller), 1192 nucleotides long. The record is from RefSeq and is a predicted model, not a curated record. Lineage: Eukaryota; Metazoa; Chordata; Aves; Leptosomiformes; Leptosomidae.
ACUAAUUGAAAUGUUGGCAAUUUCAAGAAACCAGAAGCUUCCACAACCGGGAGAGGAGAGCCAGAUCCUGGAACUGCUGAUUCAGAGAGAUGGAGAAUUUCAAGAGCUAAUGAAGUUGGCAGUUGAUCAGGGGAAAAUCCAUCAUGAAAUGCAGCUUUUAGAAAAAGUAGUAGAAAAGAGGGAUAAUGAUAUUCAGCAGCUGCAGAAACAACUAAAAGAAGCAGAGCAUAUACUGGCAACAGCUGUUUAUCAAGCAAAGGAAAAGCUGAAAUCAAUUGAAAAGGCAAGAAAAGGUGCCAUUUCCUCUGAAGAAAUUAUUAAAUAUGCCCACCGGAUCAGUGCUAGCAAUGCUGUUUGUGCCCCUCUGACAUGGGUGCCAGGGGACCCACGUAGGCCAUAUCCUACAGAUCUGGAAAUGAGGAGUGGUCUCUUGGGUCAGAUGAACAACCCAUCCACCAAUGGAGUUAAUGGACACUUACCAGGGGAUGCACUUGCAGCGGGCAGACUGCCAGACGUGCUCGCUCCUCAGUAUCCUUGGCAGUCAAGUGAUAUGUCAAUGAACAUGCUACCUCCUAAUCAUAGUAAUGACUUCAUGUUGGAGCCUCCAGGACACAAUAAAGAGAAUGAAGAUGAUGUAGAAGUUAUGUCAACAGACUCCUCAAGCAGCAGCAGUGACUCAGACUAGGUACAAGAGGGGCAGUAUCCUUAGUAGACCUUUCCUGUGGUGAAGGUAGGUUGGAUGCUGUUUGGCACACACUGCAAUACCCUUUUGUUUUGCUGGUGGCCCUGUGUAGGGAGAAGGUAACAGCUGGCUCAGAAAUAGGGUGACAUUUAAAACUUCAGAAUUUUUUUUUUUUUUUUUUUCAAUUAGGUGUUCAAGUAAAAUGACUGGGAGCUUUCUGCUGGAGGAGAGAUGUCAAAUUUCCAGUGAUUGUGUAAAUGUGUGAAUGUGUCCGUUUGCAAGAGGUGCGUGUAUAUAUAUAUAUAUUUACUAUACAUUAGAUGACAAAAAUUCCUGGGAAAAAAGGUGUAAGGGGAAUCUCCUUGUAUGUUUCUUAGUAACUUUACUCUUUUGAUGAUAGCCUUUUCUAUGGCACAGAAAUGAGACAUGAAAUUUGUAAUUUUAAUACCUUUUUUUGUUACUGCCUAAAUCCAUGUUCUUGAUCAUCUUGUGUGUGCCGAGAACAAAAAU